Messenger RNA from Iphiclides podalirius (scarce swallowtail), 297 nucleotides. Lineage: Eukaryota; Metazoa; Arthropoda; Insecta; Lepidoptera; Papilionidae. The record is from the annotation of a GenBank genome assembly.
AUGCGUUCGCGUACCGGCUGCGGCGGUUGCGCCGUGGUCAUCCUCGAUGCUCGCAACCCGCCACUAAUCCCAGCUGCUGCACUUUACUGGCGUCGGCGACUGGUCCGCGACCGCGACGGAACGACGACGCGACGGCGACACGGCGGCAACGCGACGGCAACGCGGCGGCAACGUGACGACGUUCGCUCGCGACGGCGAAGCGGCCAGCACUGGCGCGGCCGCCCGCCCCUCGGCAGCCCGCCCAGCGUGGGACCCCUUGUCCUUCGCGGGCGCUCGACUGGGUGCAGCUUAGCGCCU